Messenger RNA from Zychaea mexicana, 570 nucleotides. RefSeq lists its product as uncharacterized. Lineage: Eukaryota; Fungi; Mucoromycota; Mucoromycetes; Mucorales; Lichtheimiaceae. Bases 1 to 570 code for a protein of 189 amino acids. The record is from RefSeq and is a predicted model, not a curated record. The transcript is spliced from 2 exons.
AUGGUCUCUGCUCAGGGCGUCAGCCCUACCGGCGAAGAAGACGGAACCGCCAUCAUGGACGCCGCAAAGAAACUCAAGGCUGGUGAUUACGUCUUCAAGUCGGCUGUGGGCAAAAAGUAUCUUACGCUCAUCAGUGACGGCAAUCUCGUCACGCCCGAAUCCUCAAAGCAUCCACGCAUCUGGGACGUACGCCAACACGAUACUACAAAGUAUUUCUCAGCACACGGGUUCAACAAGGCUGGUAAUGAGAAGUGUAUUUCGACCCGUUGGAACACGGGUGAUGGUGAUGGUGGCUUCCCUGAUGCUGCCGUGCUCUGGCAAUGCGAAGUCGAUACCAAGAUGCCUGAGGAUACCGGAGGCUACGAAAAGAUCUACCCACCCAAACAGCUCUGGCUAGCUGUUCCUGAUCCCAAAUACCACGGCUAUUACAAGAUUAUUUCGGCCUCGCAUUUGUAUGACAUGAUCCCUCGCUGUAUUGAGCUCAAGAAGAUCUCGGGUGGUACCAAAUUGACUGAAUGCAAGCUGGAUACCGAUAAAAAGAGCUUGCUCUGGAAAAUCCACAAAAUUUAA